AUGGAGCUUGAUGAGGUAGUUGAGCUUCAUCGUGAUGACACAGAAAAAAUAAAGGAUCAGCGUUCGGUGGCUGCAGUUAUCACACAGGCCUUUUCUUACAUGGUUAAGGCUGGUGUUGAAUACGGGUAUGUGAGCACUGGUGAAGCAUUUAUUUUCCUUCACUUCAAAGCCGAUGAACCAGGGACUGUUUAUUACUAUCUUUCAGUUCCUGAGAUGGAUGUGGGCAAGGAAACUGGAUUUACAGGGGAGUUUGAAGGUGAUGACAACAAACUACAUAUGACAGCAGUUGGGCAGGUUCUUGCUUUUACACUCCGAGCAAUACAGACUACCCCACAUGACCAAAAAUGGAAAGAAUGGGCCUCAAACCAGUUGAAUGUGUGGGUGGUUACGGAAGAAGAUUUAUAUCCGUCAACCCAGGAGGAAGAUGAGAGGUCACUCACAUCUUACACGCUACGGAAAAGUGCCCAGAUCUUUGUCAGGAAUAGCCCUGUCCGCACCCGAUCACUGGCCGCACGGUCGACCUGCAGACCACCAUCUUCAUUGCAGAACAGUAGUGGGGAUGAUGACAACGAUCAUGAAUCUGACCCUGAUUCGCUUAGUCAAAGACCUCACCAGCCUGCCGAUUUCAUGGUUGUUGUACCUCCCCCACCUACCUGGGCAUCAUCCCACAAGGGCCCCGUCUGUAAGGAUGGAACUCGGCAAUAUUGCACACAGAAGUGCCUGCUUGGUCUCUUGAAUGGUGGGCCGCUGGAUAGAGCCUGUCCAAAUGUCAAAGAACAUGGGGCAAAUGUUCAUAAGAUUGACCACCCCACUUUCCUCUCUCUCCUCAUGGCACAGAUACUACAAGAAAUAGUAGAUCCGUGGACCGAUCCUCUAGGUUGUGAAUCACUGCAUAGACAUGGUUCUCGCGGUGCACUGUUUGAAGUUAUCCUUUUUCAAUAUGGCUACACCCUUAUAGGAAAAGGCUUCCCACCGGAGUUUGGCCACUACCUCAGGCAUGAAAAAGCACUCUACGACCAGUUGAAGCCAAUACAGGGCUUGCAUGUCCCUGUAUGUCUUGGCACAAUUGAUGUGUCUAAGCGGCCCAUGUUCUACGACGGAAUUGCAGACAUUCCACACUUCUUACUUCUCGCCCACGCAGGCACUAAUGUCUCAGAAUGUGAUGUUUCAGAAGAUCAAAUGGUGUCUGCAGCAUCAAAGUCGCUGCAGGCCAUUCAUGCGCUGGGUGUACUCCACCAUGAUGCAGAGACCUGA
This is a messenger RNA of Blastomyces dermatitidis ER-3, 1254 nucleotides long. RefSeq lists its product as uncharacterized. The transcript has a single exon. Bases 1 to 1254 code for a protein of 417 amino acids. The record is from RefSeq and is a predicted model, not a curated record. Lineage: Eukaryota; Fungi; Ascomycota; Eurotiomycetes; Onygenales; Ajellomycetaceae.